AAACGGGAACAGAUACGCAUUGUAGUUCACUUCGAAACUGUCUUUAUGAAGUAAACAACUGUGCUAUAUUCGGAGUAAGGUGACACCAUGAAGCUACUAAUACUAGCAGUUAUUAUAGCAACUGUAAAUGCAGACGACUACUGCCACGGAAUAUACAUCAAUGAUAAAUACUACAACGUAGACAUAAUAAAGGAAGGCGUAAACAAAGUUCAUCAAAUAGCAUAUAGCGGUAGAGAUAACACCCUUUAUUUUACAUUUGAGCAGUUAUCUGAUGUACCGAACAGAUCUUUGGGUUAUGUCAAUUUUAAUAGUGAACAAACUGGCCUAAUCGAAGGUGUUAGAAACGCUACAGGCCUAGCAAUAGAUAGAUCGAGGAAUAGAGUGUACGUAGGCGGCUCCGAUGGUCUAUUUUUCUUAAACGAAGCUACUAAAGUACCAGAAAUGCUGCCCGUCUCUCAAGAUAUAAGGUAUUUGUUCUUUAAAAACGUAGUAUACUUUGUCAACAAUAAAAGACAAGCUUUCAAAUUUGAUUCUGGUGUUGUGUAUACGGUAGAUGAACUAAGUUUGGUGGAAGUCGAAAAAUUUGUAGAAGAUGACGACAAUAAUCUUUUAUUUUUAAAUAAAAAUAAUUUGUUUAGAGUUAAGCUAGGAACUAAAGCAGUUAAUUCUCAUGAGAAAUAUGUUGUUAGUACUAUAGCUGCUGAUAAUUUUGGGAAACCUUAUGUCUCCGCUAAAAAUGGUUUAUAUGUAUACAAUAAGUACAAGUAUGUGUUGGAUAGAAUUUCAGAUAAGUUAACUGGUUUAAAGGCGCUGACUUUUGAUAUGCAAAAUAAUCCGAUAUACGUGAUUAAUGAUAAAAUCGUAAGGCUUAUAAUCAAUCCUAUACCUUGUUUCGGUGAUUAGGCGUUAGAAAAUAAUAUUUUUAUACUUUGUUACUUAAUUUCACAUUAAAAAAUAUGAAACUAAC
This is a messenger RNA of Manduca sexta (tobacco hornworm), 967 nucleotides long. Its product is annotated as ommochrome-binding protein-like. The coding region runs from base 88 to 903 and encodes 271 amino acids. NCBI's taxonomy places the organism in Eukaryota, Metazoa, Arthropoda, Insecta, Lepidoptera, Sphingidae. The record is from RefSeq and is a predicted model, not a curated record. The transcript has 2 exons. Gene Ontology annotation, molecular function: protein binding.